This is a messenger RNA of Prorocentrum cordatum, 2213 nucleotides long. The record is from the annotation of a GenBank genome assembly. NCBI's taxonomy places the organism in Eukaryota, Dinophyceae, Prorocentrales, Prorocentraceae.
GUCAUUUUGGAUUCAAGCGAUUGUGGCACAGCCAUUGGAAACGUGGGUUCGACGGCCCCAGUUGGUCAGACGACCCGUGGAGCGCGACCGGGCUUGGUUGACGCUGACAGCAGUUCAGAGCCUCCAGGUGAGCCAGUGUUGGCUUUUGAGGUGGUAUGUUCUCGUCGCCCCUCCUUGAGCCGGCGCAGCAAGAGCACUAUGCCACUAUCAUCGUUCGUAUGUGCAUCUUUUUCAGCGUUUGUUUCUGUGUUGUUGAUGCUUGGUUUUCUUGGAGAAGUGUUGUAGCGUGGCUUUACGCCUGGAAGGCAAGCUUCAAAUCGAUGUUCUCACCGCCUGGUCAUAGCACGUCCUCCAAGAGAGACAAUCUACGUGGUGAGUUUAUCAAGAUAAGGAUGGCGCGAGUGCAGAGUGUGAUAGAAACGGCUCUGAUACCUUUGUCGAACACAAUAUCGCCGCUGCUGAUUUGCAUGCAUGCAUGCUGUGGAGGUUCUUCGAACUGGGAACUUGUUUCCAGGGUGGUGUUCCUCUGCGGGCGUCACUGUGCAACGUUGUGCUGGAAGUAUUCCAACGAUCUGCAUGGCUUAUCCCCCUUUGUCGCAGGGCUCAUAUUCAAGGUGUUCAUGCUGGGCAUUGCGGUGCGAUCGUAUCUUACAGACACUCCGGGGUUCCUCGUAUACAGCGGGUUUCGGGCCGCGGUGCGAGUGCUUUUUGCGAUGCUGGCACCUGACUGCCGCACGUCGAUCAGAUGGAACUUGAUUCUUUCUGCGGUGUUGUGCCGCUCUGUCUGGGAGCGGCGCGAGCAGCUAGGCAUCGACGGACAAGAUGCCACGACCGCUUUUGUCCAGCACGUCAUUCUCGAAUUAGUUCUUUGUGCACUUGUCUGCAGUGCCGCAGCAGUUCAGGAAUUUUGCGAGAGGGACAUCCUCAAGGCUUCCCGAGAGUCCAGGUCGUAUCGUGCAGUUCAGAGGUUGCUCGGUGUUUUCUGCGACGCCCACCUGCACAUCUGCCCACGAUGUAACAUACUCGCCCAUUCCCCACAUCUGGUGAAUCUGCUGGGCGCAGAUGAUGGGGCAAGAGACAUGAAGAGCACUCUUCAUGGACAGAGUUUCUUUCAGUACGUUGUAGAGUCCGAUCAGCAGCGCUUCCAGGACUUCAUCUCUGCGACAGCGGGACUACAAUCGGAAGAUUCGGCAGCCGAAAAUCUGGACUCGGGCGAGUGCGCGUUGCGCCCCGCUGCUUCCAUCCACGUGUCUCUGCGCAAGAAGGAAGGAAAUGCGCACACGACCCCCGUGGAGCUGUUCCUGAUUUGCCUCGACGGCGCCAGAGAUGCCCCCGAGCUCCUGGUAGGGAUCCGGGAGGCCUGCGAGGCGCUGCCGCGGGAGGCCUGCACGGAUGCACCCGACGCCGAAGGUUUUCAGCAGCUGGCGGGGGCAUCGCCGGCGCGCGAACCCGACCUCGGGACUGGCGAGGGCGAUGCCGGUCGGGGCUCGAGGGCGAUGGCUGCCGAGGUGCCGCCGGCCGGCGAGCGGCACGAGCCGUGCUGCGCGGCGCCGGCGCUGGCGCUGGCCCGCGGGCAGCCGCGCCUCUGUCCGGUGCGGUCGCCGGUGGCGCUGCCACAGCCGCCCAUCGACCACGUCGGCCCGAGGGCGCGCGGGCAGCGCGUCAUUGGCGCGGGUGCCAAUGCGGAGGCUGGCCGACAGAACGAAGAAGAUGACCGCGACUGCAUUUGCAAGUUCGGCUUGGGCGAGAGGCGCUUUGUGAUGGAGGCUAUAGAGCUGGGGCUGAUUGUCCAGCCGACCAAGUCCUCGCGCACGACCACCACGAAGACAGCGGCCACCCUGGCUGGAGUAUCUUCUGGUGGCAUCAGUCACACGGUCUACCUGUCGACCCAGAGCGCUCGUUUCUACAACCCGAUCUACGAGGCGACGGUGGCCGUCUGCUACAUGUACUGCAGCUUCCUGUGGGACCCCAGCGGAUCGAGCUCGGGCGGCUUGAGUCGGCAUGGAGAGCUUUGCAGGCCCCCAGAGUGGCAGAUCGGCAAUUCGUGGGCUGACUUCUUCGCUAAAGUCGAGGCUCGGUCGCGCGCUGUUUCAGACGCGCACGUUGAAGCCUUCGCCGUGGAGCUGCGACGGGUUAAGAAGGAGUGCGAGGUCUUUGCGUGGGCGACGGCCCCGCUCGCCAGCGCCCGCGAGGAGGUGUGGAAUCCAGGCUAG